GAUUAGUGAUUCAAAAUGUCUGAGCGUAAGGUAUUGAAUAAGUACUAUCCCCCGGACUUCGAUCCGUCCAAGAUCCCUAAGUGUAAAGAACCCAGGAAUAAAACCUUCUGUAUUCGUCUCAUGGCACCAUGUAACAUGCGUUGCACUACAUGCGGGGAAUAUAUUUACAAGGGUCGUAAGUUCAAUGCCCGUAAAGAAGAUGUGGAUGAUAUGAAUUAUCUUGGUUUGAGAAUUUACAGGUUCUACAUCAAGUGUACUGCCUGUGUGUCAGAGAUCUGUUUCCGGACGGACCCGGAGAAUACCGACUACGUUCUAGAGUCAGGAGCUACUCGUAACUUCGAGGCCUUGAAGCGCGCUGAAGAGCAGGCUGAGCGCGAAGAUCGCGCACACAAAGAAGAACUAGAGAACAAUCCAAUGAAACAACUGGAGGAGAGAACCCAGGCGAGUAAGAAUGAGAUGGAGCUGGCGGAGUCCCUGGACGAGCUGAGGGAGCUCAACAGGAGAACCGUCUCUGUAGACUACACGUCCAUGCUUAAAACGUACGAGGAUGCCCGAGCUGCUGCUAUUGAAGCGGAAGAGAAGGCUGAUGAGGAUUUUGUGAAAGCAAUCUUCAGCAAAUCCGGAGAUGUCAAGGUGAAGAGGAUACUGGAUGAGUCUAGUAGCGGAAGCGAAGAGGAAGUCAAGGAAAAUAAGAAACAAAAACCUGAUAAACCAACAGAUCAUCUUACAGGACCCGAGAAGAAAGUUGUAGAGAAGAAGGUCUGGGAGAAAAGUAUCGGAAGUCUCGGCUCCAACAAGAAGGGUCUAGGUAUUCUUGUCAAGAAGCCGGCAGCCAAGAAUAAUCAUGACUUCAAGAAGCCUAAUGUUGCCGCCGCCAGGCCUGCAGCCAGCCAGCCAACUCAACAUAAUAAUGUGGGAACUAGUGCGGCAACACAAACAGCUGUAGCUGGCGGUCUGGGCCUUUUAGGCGCGUACAGCGAUUCCGGAAGCAAUUCAGAAUAAUUAAAAUGAUUGCAUUUUUUUGUAAAGUAAUUGUUUCAUAAUUGAAAAAAGAACAAUUUUUGUAAUGCGAUGUAAUCAUUAAUUGUAGAUGUGUCUAGUUAACUGUCUUAAUCAAAUUAAAACUUUUCCACUUUCAUUUAAAUUGCAAAUUAAAUAUUUU
Eurytemora carolleeae is the source of this 1162-nucleotide messenger RNA. RefSeq names its product coiled-coil domain-containing protein 94. The transcript is spliced from 8 exons. The record is from RefSeq and is a predicted model, not a curated record. Lineage: Eukaryota; Metazoa; Arthropoda; Copepoda; Calanoida; Temoridae. Bases 16 to 1002 code for a protein of 328 amino acids. Gene Ontology annotation, biological process: mRNA splicing, via spliceosome. Gene Ontology annotation, cellular component: U2-type catalytic step 1 spliceosome.